Plasmodium vinckei vinckei is the source of this 1344-nucleotide messenger RNA. RefSeq names its product cupin-like protein, putative. The coding region runs from base 1 to 1344 and encodes 447 amino acids. The transcript has 13 exons. Gene Ontology annotation, molecular function: 2-oxoglutarate-dependent dioxygenase activity. The record is from RefSeq and is a predicted model, not a curated record. NCBI's taxonomy places the organism in Eukaryota, Apicomplexa, Aconoidasida, Haemosporida, Plasmodiidae.
AUGGCAACAAAAGACCAAUACAUCGGAUUUUGUUUCCAUAAAAGUAAAAUAAAUCAGAUUGAUAAAAUUGAUCAUAAUAUAACAGCAGAGGAAUUUUAUUUGAAUUAUAUAUUAAAAAGAAAACCAUGCAUAUUAAAAAGUGAGCAUGUAAUUAAAAAUAAAUUGAACAUAGAUAUUAACUUCAUGAAGAAUAAUAUGGAAAAUGUAAAUGUUCAAUUAGAACAAAAAAUAUCAAACUCUUUUGGAACAGGGGAAAAAGUCGAAAUGAAAUUUCAUGAUUUCUUAUCAUUAUUGGAAGAAGGAAAUACUAAUUAUUAUUUAAAUACCCAAUAUAUAAAAGAAAAUGCAUAUCACCCAUCUGAUUUAUGUAACUCGAUUACUCAACAAAUGAUAAAUUAUCUCCCAAAGGAAUUAGACAUUAUGGGUAACUUGGAAAUAUAUCAGUAUAAUAUUUGGCUAGGAAAUAAUGAUGAUAAAAAUUUAAAAACAUUUUUGCAUCAUGAUUAUCAUGAUAAUAUAUAUGUUUUACUAGAAGGGAAAAAAAUCUUUAGGAUAUAUAGCCCACAUUUUGCUCAUUUAUUAAAAACAAAUGGAAACAUAUCCCGUAUUCAUAAUAAUGGUUUAAUUGCAUACUCGCCAUUUAUUAGAAGUGAUGGAUCAAAUUAUUUAGAUGUAUACAAAAAAAAAGUGGAUAAUAUAUAUUACGAUAUUAAUUUAAUGGAAAUGUAUUUAAAUAGAAAGGACAAGCUUCUGGACGAUGAAAUAAUUGAAAAUUCUAUAGAUAAAGCGGAGCAGAAAUUAAAUGCAUUAGAAGAUAAUAUUUUAAGCUACAGAAUUCGUAAAUCAAAAUUCCGGCAUAAAGAAAGCGCGAGAAACGAUAUACCAAAUCAUUUUUGUCUUAUUAAUACAUCAGACAGAACAUCUGAUGAUUGUAUCUUUGAUGAUACCACCGAAAUAGAAAACAAAUAUAUUGAGAUAUGCAUAAAUAAAGGAGACAUACUGUAUUUGCCAUGUGGAUGGUUUCACGAAGUUAAAUCCUUUUCAAAUGAGAAAUACCAUUUAGCAUUUAAUUAUUGGUAUUACCCACCUUACAUAAAAAUGACGAAUUCGCUAGAAAUGCAAAACAGGUUUCUCCAUCCUUAUGUAGAUAGGCAUUUAACUGAACGAAAUAAAAUUUUAUAUAAAAAGAUUGGGAUCAUUAAAAUAGAAAAAAAACAGGAUAUCAUAAAUAUUUUAUCGUAUUACAGUAAUAUGAUUAUAAAAAAAAAGAAACGGCCAAAAAGGGUAAAUAUAAACAGAUUUACACAUCGAAGAAGGCCAAGGGCCCUUAAUUUUCUUUUUUAA